UGAAGAUCAACAUAUCUCAAUUUAUGUUUUUUUUGAUAUCCUUUAAUUGGACUAAUGCCUAUAUAAACAAACAAUUAUCUCAUACAUUUGCAAAUAAAUUUUUUGUCAAAUUUUCUUCCUCUCCUUUUACUUCAUCCCCUGAACAUGUUGAAGCUCAACACUCCACUUUUCAUAAAGAAUUAAAAAAACGAGGAAUCGAAGUUAAAAUUGGACAUACAUUUAAACGAUAUGCUAACGGAAUUGCCAUUGAAACUGAUGAGAGACACGUGAAGAGAAUUGCUGAAAUUGAACAUGUUGAAAGCGUUGAGCCUGUGAGAUAUUAUAAACGGUUUAAACCGGAUGAACAGUUUAAGAUUAAAUCAAUUAAACGUGACAAUUCUAAAAUGAUUCAAAUCGCACCUAAUAAUGAUAUUAAUACUAUUCACGAAAUUACCGGUGUGAAAAAUGCUUACGAAAAGUUAGGACUUACCGGGAAAGGUGUUAAAGUUGGAAUUAUUGAUUCAGGUAUCGACUAUAGACAUCCUGCUUUAGGAGGAUGUCUUGGACCAGGGUGUAGAAUAGCAUACGGGUAUAACUUUCUUAAUGAAAAUAAUGAUCCAUUUGAUGAUUGCAAUGGACAUGGGACUCAUGUAGCAGGAAUAAUUGGAGGUUAUGAUAUCAAGACCGGAUUUAGAGGUGUAGCACCAAACGUUAUUUUUGGAGCAUACAAAAUUCUUGCUUGUGAAAAUAAUGAUUCUGCUGAUGCUUAUAAUGAGGCAAAUAACAGUUAUGGCCAUGAUGAAAUUUUAUUGAUGAGAUCGAUUGAGAGAGCUAUUGAUGAUGGCAUGUUAAUUAUAAAUAUAUCUGCUGGUGGCCCUGGAAAUGCUAGAACGCCAUCAUCACUUAUGAUUAAUGAUGUGGCUAAACACAAGGGGAUAAUAUUUAUGAUAGCAUUAGGGAAUGAUGGAUUAGAUGGUGUAUCAACAAGUCUUGAACCUGGAGUUGCGAACAAUGCUAUUGGUGUUGGUUCAUUUGAAGCAAAUAAGUUUUUAAAUUUUAAAGCUUUUGAUACAAAGAAUCCAGAUUUUGUUCUUUAUUAUAUGAAAAUGAAUGCAGCGGCAUUUCCUUACACAAAAGUUAAAGUUAAAAUUUUCAAAUGUAUAAAUGAUUACAAAGAAUUUAAUAAUACAAUACUUAUCAUUGAUAAUAGAGAUUCAAAAGUUAUAGAAUGUUCAUCAGAAAAUAAAGUUAAUAAUAUAAACUUACAGGGAAUAAUAGUAAUUAACGCAAAAGAUGAUGAAGGACUUACACUUUCUCCAGCGGUUCCAGAAUAUGAAAAAUUGGGAGCUAUAUUAACUUCAAAACAAGGUGAUACUUUGAUCAAAUAUCUCGAUGAACAUCCAAAUUUAGAAUUAGAUUUUUCUGAUAAGUAUGGAUACAUGAUAGAGCAUCCUUUUGCUGUAACCCCUUCUAUAUUCUCAGGUUGGGGUUUAUCUGAUGAAUUUGAUAUCAAACCUGAUAUUUGUGCACCUGGAGGAUUUAUUCUUUCAGUUUAUCCAAUUAACAUAUCACCUUAUCAGGUUUUGUCUGGAACUAGCAUGUCUGCACCGUAUAUGUCUGGUAUAGCAGCAUUAUAUUUGGAAACAUUUGGAAAACAAAAUUCUUUUGAACAAAUAAGGGCUGCGCUUAUGAACUACGCCAUUCCUCAUAAAGAUCGAAAUAAAUUAUUGUCUCCAGUACUUCAUCAAGGUGCAGGAUUAGUCAACAUUUAUGACACAUUAAGAGCCACUAGCUUUGUCUAUCCACCAAAAAUUAAUUUGAAUGAUACGAUUCAUUUUAACGGAAAUCAUACAUUAUAUAUUUAUAAUGUUGGAAGAAAAGAGAUGGAAUAUAAAUUAUCACAUUUACCAGCUCCAAAUGUUAAUGGAUAUAACACGACCCUCUCUAGAAGUUAUUUUCAGUUGGAAUAUCUCACAAAUAAUUAUGCCGAUGUUAAAUUUGAAAAGGAUUUAAUUACAGUAGCACCUGGAGCUAAUGUUAAAGUUUCUGUAAAUUUCACCGCACCAAAAAAUUUAUCUAGGGAUAAACAUUGGUUUUAUAGUGGAUGGUUGAAAGUAACUCCAUUAGAUAAUAAAAUGCCCGUGAUGAGUGUUCCUUAUGCCGGAUUGGCUGAUGAUGCAAGAAGACUUCCAUUAUUUCAAACACCAAAAUUCCCUAAACUAGUUGAAGAUACUACUACAGACAAUAGCAACAUUGGCGAGAUUAUAACGUUUACUUUUAAAAAUAAAACAGGAAAUAAGCUUGAUAUACCGUCUAUAAAUUUAAGAUUGGCAACUCCAACUCACGGAAUCUUUAUUGAAAUUCUGGAUUAUAAUUAUAAAUUUUUAGGUGUAGUUAAAAUUUAUUAUGGCUUUCCUGCUCCAAGAGUUACAGAUCUCACAGUUGAUUGGGAUGGUUUAAUUUAUAAUCCUAAUGAUAAAAAUGAUCCAGGUGUAAUUGCACCUGACGGGGAAUAUUUCCUCAAAAUUAAAGCGUUAAAAUUAUUUGGUGAUAUUAAUAAUGAAAAUGAUUAUGAAGUUUGGUUAAGUCCUAAAUUUAUAGUUAAAAGAAGUACAUGAACCAUUGAACCGUUGAAUUAUUGAACUACUGAACUAUUGAAUUACUUUAAUUUAUUUUCUUACUUAGGUUUUAUUGUACAAAAAUUUAAAAUUUAUUUUGCAAUGCUUUUUAUUAGAACAAGUUAAUGUAAUUUUAGUACAUAUUAACAUCAUAAAUUGUAUUUACUUAAAGUCUACUUUGCGUUUUAAUCAUUACCAAACAAUAUCUAAUAAUAAUCCUUCCAUGAAGUGAUACGUAAAGUAAUAUUGCUUACAUCAAAUGAUUUUAAAAAUUUUAAAAAUUUUUAGAUAUGAAAUUUUUUCUUUUGUUAUUUAGACUAAUAUACAACAAAAAUUAUAAUUUGUUCAUCCGUAUUAAAC
Molecule: messenger RNA, 2957 nt
Organism: Rhizophagus irregularis DAOM 181602=DAOM 197198
Lineage: Eukaryota; Fungi; Glomeromycota; Glomeromycetes; Glomerales; Glomeraceae
Source: RefSeq, a predicted model, not a curated record